AAUGCACCCGGCUUCCCCAGAAGAGCCUUUGCGCGCCUCACCGAAGUUCUAUGCGUCCGCAGCCACCGGGGCUCGGGGUGAAGAUCGCCCCAGCGACAUGUCGGGGGCCGUGACCCUGCAUCCCAGGCAACUCGAAGCCGCCAGACGUCAAGAAGAAGCCAAGGCGGGCUUUGCUCUGCCGCCAGAGCUGUCUUUGGCGAGGAGGCCCGCCGCAAACACCACGCCCCGCACGCCACGAACGCAGACUCUUGGGCGCACCCAAGGCCCACGCCCCGAGAGGUUUGGUGUGGAUCCUGCCCUGCCGCACGGCUCGGCCGGCGCCGUGCUGCCAUCGCGGUCCUCUGUGCGGACGUACACUGGGGCUCCUGCUCCAAGCAUUGAUCGUGAGCCGACCGGGCCUGGCGAGGAGUUCCUCAGCAUGUUCAACGGCACUGCCGGCUUACCGAGCUGGCAUCGGAAGGUAUUGGGGAAGACCGGAUAGAGUGUCCAAACAC
Effrenium voratum is the source of this 494-nucleotide messenger RNA. Lineage: Eukaryota; Dinophyceae; Suessiales; Symbiodiniaceae. The record is from the annotation of a GenBank genome assembly.